This is a messenger RNA of Patella vulgata (common limpet), 4901 nucleotides long. Its product is annotated as ubiquitin-protein ligase E3C. Gene Ontology annotation, biological process: protein polyubiquitination; ubiquitin-dependent protein catabolic process. Bases 694 to 3420 code for a protein of 908 amino acids. Lineage: Eukaryota; Metazoa; Mollusca; Gastropoda; Patellidae. The record is from RefSeq and is a predicted model, not a curated record. The transcript has 25 exons. Gene Ontology annotation, molecular function: ubiquitin protein ligase activity.
GAUUGAUUAGUCGAGCUCUUCGCCAUCUAGUGACAAUUUGCGAAAUCAUAACAGAGAAGAUUCUACACGAAAGUCGAGAAAAAAAUUAAUAAUUUAGACUGAAAUAUGUUUAGUUUCGAAGGGAAUUUCAGGAGAAAGCCCGUCCAGUCACUACGAGGAGCCAGUAAAAAGUCUGUCGUCUUGGAAACCAACUGCAAAGCCAAAGAAGAUGAUUAAACCGAGUAGCAAGCUAAAAUCAAUUUACCGGUUGUAAAGGGAGAUAACUGGGAACAGAAGGAAUCCUUGAUAAAAAGAGUUCAAGAUGAAAGACAGAAACGAGAGGAUCAAAGACAGAGGCAAUCAAGUGCUAUCAAAAUACAGAGUUAUUAUAGAAGAUUUACAUGUAGAAAGAUACAGAUUCAGAGAUGUCGUCUAGAAUUUGAUGCCCAGUUAGUAUGUUUGAAGAAGAACCAAAAUAUUAGUAAUGGAAUCCUUCACAGCCUGGUUGUUAAACUGUGUUAUUUCUUUACACCAGAAAAAGAUGGUCGAAGACUUAAUUUGAUAUUCCAACAUAUAUUGAAAGUAAAAUUAGAAUAUAUAAAGUAUGUAGAUGAUAUUCAUCAAGGAGGAUUAUAUCAUCUAGAAAGAUUGUUAAAGAUAUCAAUACGAUAUUUAACGAAUAUAGCAACUACUUGUGAACCUAUAGCUUUACCAAUGAGAAUGUUAGAGGUGUUUACAUCACAUUUUACAUAUAAAGAUACAUGUUUAUCUGGCAAACACAACAAUCAUAUAGUCUUUCAUAUUUUACAGUUUCUUGUAUUUCAUGGCUAUUUUGAGUGUAUGCGAUGUAUAUUAAAUGAGAAAGUACCACCUAGUAUAGAAGAUAGAACAAUAAUACCACCAACACCAGUAGCUAGUAGUAUAUUUGAUCUGAUUAUGAAUCCAAUACAGUUUGCCGCUUCUUCAUCAAAUAAACAGUUCAGUUGUAGAGUUUUGCGAUCAGUUACUUCAACAUUCUUAUGCCCGACCUAUACGGAGCAAGUUGGAAAAUUUUUACUUCCGGCAAUGGCUUAUGGAAAAUAUCCUUUUCCAUUUGUUAAGCUUAUACAAUGCCUGAUUGAUUAUAUGCCAGAUAAAAGUAUAGUUGUUUAUGGUAUAAGUCCAUCACCUUAUUUAUUAGCAUCUGUACUGUCCGUAGCUGAUACAAAUAUUGGUAAUCUUGAUCCGAAAGAUGCUUUUUUAUACUUAAAACUAUUACAAGUAUUAUUACCACAGUUACCAUCACCUAAAUCUUAUGAUUACAAUACUGAUGAUUCAGAUAGUGAAGAAGAUAUAAUGGUAGAAGAGGGAGGCGAAUGCAACAACAUGUGUGAGUUAAGAGAACAUUUGUUAAAUCUCUUGGAUUCUUCCAAUCAUAGAAGCUGUAUAUUAAACUUUAUACACCAUAUGAAUGAUACAAGAGUAUUGGAAGCUUUAUGUAGUGUGAGCCAUACACUAUUAUCAACACAAAAGAUAUCUGUACAUAAGAUGAUGUUAUUAUAUAGUUUAGCAUUUAAUACACAGUUUGUAAGAAAUUUAUGGUAUGCAUGUACAUCUGUUGCUACAAGAACAUGUACAGGGUCAAGUACACCAUUAUUAUCUAUGUUAGGUAGAGGUUUACCCAUGACUGAAUGUGAUAAAAAUCGAAUUAUACCAUUAUUAUAUGUAUUUUGUGCCAUGUUUAGUCAUUCCUUGUUAACAUUACAUGACGCUGAUUUCUAUGGUGAUGAACACAAUCAAAUUUCAAACAUGCCAUUUUCUAUGUCUGAAUUAAUUCCAAUGAGUUUAGCUUUAUGUGAAUCGUGUAUUGGUAUAAUAGAAUUAGCUCAUCCUGAUGCUAAGUUAUCUAUUAAUGAAGAUUACAGACAAGCUUUACUUAAAUCUGGUAUUAAACAUCGUAAACUGGCAGCUGAAUUAGAAGAUAAAGAAACUAAGUUAUGGGCCGGUCUCUUUAAGGUUAUCUCUACAUUGGUGCGUCAGUUACAUAAUCGUGAUACACGACGUCCAUUCUGUCCCCAGUCUCACUGGUUAUCUAGUCAUAUCAGUAUCCAGGCUGAUAGGCCAUCCCAGAUAUACCGUACACAUAAUGCUGUAUUUACUAGACGACCGUUAGGAUCUUUACAAUCUUUGACCAAAACAAGUUAUGAUGAUGAUGGCCCUCCAUUAGCUAACAGAGAUGUGAGAAAUUUAGUUAUUUUAACGGAACUACCAUUUGUUGUAUGUUUUGCUGAAAGAGUCAAGAUUGUUCAGCGAUUAAUUAUGUCAGAUAAAGAAGGCAAUCAGGGAGAAACGACAAACUUUAUCAUAGGACCAGCUAUUAAUGUUGUUAUACGAAGAAACUAUAUCUAUGAAGAUGCUUUUGAAAAACUUUCCAGCGAAAAUGAGCCAAACAUCAAGUUAAAGAUGAGAGUACAACUAAAAAAUGCAGCAGGUUUAGAUGAAGCUGGUAUUGAUGGUGGAGGUGUCUUUAGGGAAUUCCUAACAGUUUUAUUAAAAUCAGCCUUUGACCCCAACAGAGGCUUCUUCAAAAUCACAACAGAUCAUUUGUUGUAUCCAAAUCCACAAGCCUCUUGUCUGGAAGGAGAUUUUACUAAACAUUAUUAUUUUAUAGGAAGAAUGCUAGGAAAGGCUAUAUAUGAAAACAUGUUAGUGGAACUACCAUUUGCUAGUUUUUUCCUAGCAAAAAUUUUAAGUCGUCACAACUCUAAUCUGGAUAUACAUCAUUUACAAUCAUUAGAUCCUGUCAUGUACAAGAAUCUGUUAUAUUUAAAGAGUUAUGAGGGUGAUGUCAGUGAAUUGGGCUUAGAUUAUACUGUUGUCAAUAGCGGUUUUGGUGAAACAGAGGUAAUCGAAUUAAAAAUUGAUGGUCGAAAUAUAACAGUGAAUAAUGAUAAUAGAAUAGAAUAUAUACAUUUAAUGGCUGAUUAUAGACUUAACAAACAGAUAAGAAGUCAUUGUACAGCUUUUCGACAAGGAAUGGCGGAUGUUAUAAAUUUAGAAUGGUUACAGAUGUUUAAUCAUCAGGAAUUACAGGUUUUAAUAUCUGGUUCAUCAAUACCUAUAGAUAUAGAUGAUCUACGACAACAUACAAACUAUUCAGGUGGUUUUACUGAUCAGCAUCCAGUAAUUCAGAUAUUUUGGAAAGUGGUUUAUGGUUUCACAGAUAAACAGAAGAAUCAGUUAUUAAAGUUUGUUACAAGUUGUUCACAACAGCCAUUAUUAGGUUUUAAGGAUUUAUACCCAGCUUUUUGUAUACAUGAUGCUGGCCAGGAUUUAGAUCGACUGCCAACAGCCUCAACUUGUAUGAAUUUAUUAAAACUGCCACACUUUACAGAAGAAAAUCAACUACGACAUAAACUUUUAUACGCAAUUGAAUCAAAUGCUGGAUUUGAAUUAAGUUAAUAUAUUGUAUAAGAUAUAUUUUAUGUAUGCUACGAUCGUAUAUAUAAAAUAUUUUUAUACGCCCACAUUGAAAUAUCAAUCAGAUAUUGACUUUAGCCUGUAGAGCAUCCACAAGCAAUUGUGGAUACCGGACUGAUGAACGGGCGCACGGAUGGACAGACGGAUGGACGGGACUGACGACAAUAUACAACCACAUUUCAACCACAGAUGAAGACGCCUAUUGAUUUUCAGCGAUUUCGGAUAAUUACUGCCAGAGUUAUGGCCCCCGAUCACUUCCAAAAAAUCUUGUGGAUGCUCUAGUGGCUAAAGUUAAUAUCCGAUUGACUUUAAAUUUAUACACAUUGUUUAAGGUCAUGAGACGAAGAAGCCUAUUGAUUUUCAGCGAUUUCCGAUAAUUACUGCCAGAGUUAUGGCCCUUGAUCACUUCAAAAAAUCUUGUGGACGCUCUAGGGGCUAAAGUUAAUAUCCGAUUGACUUUAAAUUUAUAUACAGUGUUUAAGGCCAGAGUUAUGGCCCUUGGUCACUUCAAAAAAUCUUGUGGACGCUCUAGGGGCUAAAGUUAAUAUCCGAUUGACUUUAAAUUUAUAUACAGUGUUUAAGGCCAUGAGACGAAGAAGCCUAUUGAUUUUAAGCGAUUUCCAAUAAUUACUGUCAGAGUUAUGGCCCUUGAUCACUUCAAAAAAUCUUGUGGACGCUCUAGAGGCUAAAGUUAAUAUCCAAUUGACUUUAAAUUUAUACACAGUGUUUAAGGUCAUGAGACGAAGAAGCCUAUUGAUUUUCAGCGAUUUCUGAUAAUUACUGCCAGAGUUAUGGCCCUUGAUCACUUCAAAAAAUCUUGUGGAUGCUCUAGAGGCUAAAGUUAAUAUCCGAUUUACUUUAAAUUUAUACACAGUGUUUAAGGUCAUGAGACGAAGAAGCCUAUUGAUUUUCAGCGAUUUCUGAUAAUUACUGCCAGAGUUAUGGCCCUUGGUCACUUCAAAAAAUCUUGUGGACGCUCUAGAGGCUAAAGUUAAUAUCCGAUCUACUUUAAAUUUAUACACAGUGUUUAAGGUCAUGAGAGACGAAGAAGCCUAUUGAUUUUCAGCGAUUUCAGAUAAUUACUGCCAGAGUUAUGGUCCUUGAUCACUUUCGAAAAUUUUGUGGACCAAUAUUGUCCUUCAAAUUUAUACUCAGUGUUUAAGGGCAUGAGACGAAGAAGCCUAUUGAUUUUUAGCGAUUUUCGAUAAUUACUGCCAGAGUUAUGGCCCUUGAUCACUUUGAAAAAUCUUGUGGACGCUCUAGAGGCUAAAGUUAAUAUCCGAUUGACUUUAAAUUUAUACACAGUGUUUAAGGUCAUGAGACGAAGAAGCCUGUUGAUUUUCAGCGAUUUCCGAUAAUUACUUCCAGAGUUAUGGCUCUUGUUUGCUGCAGCUGUGUUAAUGUAUAUACAUGUCAUAACCAAUAUUUUUGUAAAUAUGCAUUAUAAUGUAUCAAAAAUUUUA